Papilio machaon (common yellow swallowtail) is the source of this 1958-nucleotide messenger RNA. RefSeq lists its product as uncharacterized. The transcript is spliced from 8 exons. The record is from RefSeq and is a predicted model, not a curated record. Gene Ontology annotation, cellular component: nucleus. Lineage: Eukaryota; Metazoa; Arthropoda; Insecta; Lepidoptera; Papilionidae. The coding region runs from base 87 to 1817 and encodes 576 amino acids.
UUUAUAUGUUUAAAAAUUAUUUAUAUAAAUUUCAAUCGAAAUAUUUAGUAAUUUGCAACUGAAACAAACAACAACAUAAACAUUUCAUGAUGGACACCAAAAUGCAAAAUAGUAGAAAUCGUUUUCUAAAGUUAUCAUUGAAGAAAAAUCAUGUAAACGGUAUGAAAGCUGCUAGGAAUCUAAAUCAAAGCACAGAUAUUAUCAUUCUUGACGAAUCAUUCGAUAGAUUACAAAUGGAAUUCAAAAAUAAUAUAUCGCCAAAGAAGAUAUAUUCUCCAAUUAUAAUAAACGACUCAUGUGAACUGUUUGAUGAAGAGUUACCUAAAAUAGACCUUAAGACAGAACCAAGUAAGACAGGAAAUAUUUUAAAUUCAACAAAAGAAGAAAUGUCAACACCAUUGAAAGAAUCUAGACCUAGCUUUGACGGUUGGUCACCAACUCAGAACAUUGUAUGCGCUACACCGAAACAAGAAACAAUACCAUCUACACCCAAAGAUAUUGCGAAUGAGUCUUUGGAAGAGUGUUCAAUGAAAAAAAUUCACCAAUCACAAAAGAAAUUACUCGAUGACUUAUACGGUGAUGCCUGGAAAAGUAUUCCAUCGCUUCUCAAAACAUUGAAAAAAGAAAAACACAAUCUCAUACCUAAAAAACUUUUUGACGACGAUGCUGACAACAUAAUAAGUGAAAAAGCAAGUACACGUAAGGAAAUAAAACAAAACAAAUUACUAUAUUUAACAGAGUCUGAGAAAAAGGUUAACAAAGAAUUGAAUAAUACGGAUAAGAAAGGUAAAAAGAAAUUGUACACAGAAGUUGUACCAAAUACACCUGAACCGAAAACAAAGAAGAAAGAAAAAAAUGUUAAUACAUCUCAGAAAAAAUUAAAAAGUUUAUCUGUGACAGAAUUAGUGCAAGUUAUGAAUAAUGAUGUUGAUAAUUUGACAAAGAAAGUUGAAAAUAUAAGUGUAACUAAGAAAGUUGAAAAUAUAAGUGUAACUAAGAAAGUUGAAAAUGCCAGUACACCAUCAGUUGAACUAAUUAAUAGACUUAGUUUUUUUGCAUCGUUAGCAGACAAUGUGCCAUCAUGGAGAUGUCAUCCGGAAGCUAUACAAUAUCAAGACAGUUACAAGUCAUUACGUGAACAACUCACCCGAAGACUGUUCCUUGACUUCAAUAAAGUCAUAUUUGACAAUGUGUUGGACGCAGAUUUACCAAUCAUAUGGGAUACUAAGCUUAGGAGUACUGCGGGUACAACAACAAACAGACUACUGAAGACAGCGCGAGGUGAUCGUAUCCGCACAUCCUGCAUCAAGUUAUCUCUCAAAGUGGUGGACACUCCUCAGCGGCUGCGAGACACAUUGGUACAUGAGCUGUGCCACGCAGCCACCUGGCUCAUUGAUGGAGAACUGAGAGCUGGUCAUGGACCACUCUGGAAGAAAUGGGCGACGCGAGCUUUGAAGCUGUUACCGGAGCUGGGUGAGAUCUCGCGAUGUCACGACAUGGAGAUAUACUUCAAGUAUUGUUAUAAAUGUACCAAAUGUGGAUACAGCAUAAAACGUCACUCGAAAUCAAUUGAUAUAACAAAGAAAUGUUGCGGUUAUUGUCACGGCGCUUUUGAGAUUAUUGUCAAUAAAAAAAACAAAGAUGGCGUAGUCGUUUCAACUCCAGCAAGAAAAACUGGUCCUAAUGGAUUCGCUUUGUAUGUUAAAGAAAAUUAUGGGACUUUAAAAGAUGGAACAAAAUCACAUGCAGAAGUUAUGAAGUUAUUAGGUGAACAAUUCUCAGCUAAGAAAAAGAAAAAUGAAGAUUUUGAUAUAUGACAUUGUAAAUUUGAGAUUAUUGACUUGGCAAUUAUGCAAAUUUAACCCAAAUGGGGGCAGGUACCCUUGAAAGUACCAAAAAAUUGUUAAUUUUUGACACAUUUCACGAUUAGAUGUUAAAAAUGGUAGUUAUAGUACUUG